UUCUUUUUUUACGCAGUUUUCAUUUUAUUAAUAAGUAAUAUUCUUAUGCCGAAUUUCGUUUCACCGACUUGGAUGACUCAUUUGUCGCGGAAGCUUAGUCGAAAAACCAUAAAUAAAAUAUCGAAUAUGAUAUAGCGAUAAAUAUGAAACAAAAUCUAGAAAUUAAUCGAUGUAUAUUCGAGGAGAAAAUAAGUGCACUGCGCAAUGCGCAAUUUUCAAAUUCUCGCGCGUCGACCGCAGCGUCCUCUGUACACUUCCGCGUGGGAACCACGCGGGACGAAUGGCGUUUCCUGCUCUUUACGACGGCUGACACGCUUUGGCAAAGUCGAAUCCACAGAUAAAAUGGGUUUCCAAAACAUUUGGUACAGCCACCCCCGCAAAUACGGCCAGGGAUCCAGGUCCUGCCGUGCAUGCUCCAACCGACACGGUCUCAUCCGCAAGUACGGACUGAACAUCUGCCGUCAGUGCUUCAGGGAGUACGCUGCUGACAUCGGUUUCAAGAAGCUGGAUUAGAUGUUAAAAUUGGCUUGACUGAUUUUUUGAAAUAGUCAGAUCUCACAUUCAUCGUUUAUGAAUGUCCCAACUGUAUAUGGCAGAAAAUCAGUAAAACAGCUUUAAAAAACUUAA
Molecule: messenger RNA, 627 nt
Organism: Nasonia vitripennis (jewel wasp)
Lineage: Eukaryota; Metazoa; Arthropoda; Insecta; Hymenoptera; Pteromalidae
Gene: RpS29
Product: 40S ribosomal protein S29
Exons: 3
Coding region: 205-513 (102 amino acids)
Biological process (GO): translation
Cellular component (GO): cytosolic small ribosomal subunit; ribosome
Molecular function (GO): structural constituent of ribosome; zinc ion binding; RNA binding
Source: RefSeq, a predicted model, not a curated record